CAAGAAUUAGAGUAUUGCACUACAAAAAUAGUGUGAGAAAUUAAAAAACAACUUUUGGUAUUAUAACAUUUAUAAGAUGUUGAUUGUAGUGCUAUCAAGAAGUUGCUUGGUUUUUUCAUUAGUUCUUUUACUUAUAAACUAAACGAUCAGCAUAAAGUUGGCAAAAAAAAUUGGCAGUCGACCGCUUACAAGGUAUCGCAUCUCAACAGAUAGACGUAGAAAAAAAGGAUAGCGCUGGAAUGGUUUUGGUUUCUAAGGAAAAGUGUGAAGGAGAAGUAGAGCGCGAAAGAUGGACUCGAAAAGCCGAGUUUCUUCUCGCUUGUGUUGGUUUUGCAGUGGGUUAUGGUAACUUUUGGCGUUUUCCUUACAUGUGUUUUAAAAAUGGUGGAGGAGCCUUUCUUAUUCCAUAUCUAUUAUGUCUGAUUCUUGCUGGAAUACCUGUGUUUAUGAUGGAAAUGACCAUUGGACAAAUAUUGCAAACGAAUGCAAUUAAAGCCUGGAAACGUAUCUGUCCAUUAUUUGGAGGUAUUGGUUAUGCAAACAUGGUGAUUUCAUUUAUGGUGUCAGUUUACUAUAACAUCAUUCUCGCUUGGUCCUGUUAUUACUUCUUUAAUUCAUUCAAAUCCAAUCUCCCUUGGGUUGGCUGCAAUAACAAAUGGAACGAAGACUGUUUUAUUUCAAAUAAAUCCAACCAUAAUACCUCUAGGGUUUCGUCAAGCAGAGAAUUUUACGUAAAGAAAGUGUUGCAGUUGACCCAUGGAAUAGAUACACCAGGCAAUAUAAAUUGGGAAAUGUUUGGUUGUUUGUUGCUCGCAUGGACUCUUGUCUACUUUUGCAUUUGGAAAGGGAUACGAACAACAGGAAAAGUUGUCUACGUCACAGCGACAGUUCCAUAUCUCAUACUUCUCAUUUUGUUCUUUCGUGGUGUUACGUUAGAUGGAGCCGGUGAUGGCGUACUAUAUUAUGUCAAACCAAGAUUACACAGUCUAAUGGACUUGAAAGUUUGGGUGGACGCCGCGUCUCAGAUCAUGUAUUCCUUAGCGAUUGGUCUUGGAGUUAUUCUUGGUUUUUCCAGUUACAAUAACAGAAACAACACCACUUUAUAUAGAGACGCUGUAUUAAUAUCUAUUGUUAACUGUGGCACAAGUAUCUUUGCCGGUUUUGUGAUAUUUUCUGUCGUUGGAAAUAUGGCGAUGCUGCAAGGAAAAUCAGUGGAAGAUGUUGCAUCCCAAGGACCUGGUCUAGUUUUCAUAGUGUAUCCCGAAGCUCUUUCCAAACUUCCUAUUCCUCAAUUUUGGUCAGUAAUAUUCUUUUUUAUGCUAAUCACGCUCGGAUUAGACAGUCAGGUACGUAGGAAGACAAUACGUCAACAGAAUUAUCCACUCCAUAAAGUUUUUAUUCUUUUUUCGAAACAGUUCGGUCAAGUUGAAGUAAUCUGCAGUGCCAUUAUCGAGAAAUACCCCCAAAAGCUACAUCGCUACAAAGAAAUCAUCGUAUUUACAGUCUGUUUCGUAGAAUUUCUUCUUGGAAUUUCAUGCAUAACACAGGGUGGAGUAUACGUCUUUAAUCUGUUGGAUUCUUUUGCUGCCGGAGUGUGCUUGUUGUUCGUGGUGAUAUUCGAGUUAUUUGUGAUGGCCUGGGUUUUUGGUGGAAGAAGGUGGAUUAAUGUGAUCUAUAAUUUAACGGGAACACGAAUCCAUUCUUGGUGGCUGAUCUGUUGGAAGUAUAUCUCUUUGAUAUUGGUUGCUACGGUUUUUUUCUUCAACUUGAUAAAAUAUCCAGAAAAGGGGAUAACAUAUGAGACAACAUACAGAUAUCCAGUGUGGGCCGAGGUGUUAGGAUGGUGUAUAGCAGCUCUUCCAAUGGUUUGUAUUCCUGCUUAUGCAAUGUUGAAAAUCUUGCAGACAUCAGGAACGAUUAAAGAGCGAAUAUCAUAUUUAAUGCAACCAAAGGUCAAUUUCAACGAGAUCGAACUUCAAGUGGCAUCCAGUCCUCAGGCAUUAUUGCAUAGUGACCAAGUUGUAAGAUGAUCUGUUUGAUGAAAGUUACAAAACAAUAAUUUUGAAUUUUGUGUCUUAUGUGCUGUAAAAUAAUUCUUAGUACAGUAAACAUGUGCAGCAUUUAUUUUGUAUUUGCAUUGGAAUCAAUAAUGAUCGCUUGCGUUUGUUCUGGUUCA
Messenger RNA from Xenia sp. Carnegie-2017, 2176 nucleotides. Its product is annotated as sodium- and chloride-dependent GABA transporter 1-like. Lineage: Eukaryota; Metazoa; Cnidaria; Anthozoa; Malacalcyonacea; Xeniidae. The transcript has 12 exons. Gene Ontology annotation, cellular component: membrane. The record is from RefSeq and is a predicted model, not a curated record. Gene Ontology annotation, biological process: sodium ion transmembrane transport. The coding region runs from base 240 to 2030 and encodes 596 amino acids.